UUUUGAUCCUCCCGGCACCCGUCAGAGUCGCGCCUCCGCAUCCGCGCACCCGGAAACUGAGCAGGGCAACAAAAGCAGCGCUUUCUGCAGGCAACAAACAAUCUCAGCAUCAUGUCGGAUAAAAGUGAGCUGAAAGCUGAGCUAGAGCGGAAGAAACAGCGCCUGGCUCAGAUUCGAGAGGAGAAGAAGAGAAAGGAGGAGGAACGCAAGAAAAAAGAGGCUGAGCUGAAGAAGGAUGCCGUCCCACUGCAGGAUGAUUCAGACCUGGAGAAGAAGCGCAGAGAGGCUGAUGCUCUGCUGCAGAGUAUGGGCAUCACUUCAGACGUGUCUGCCGCUCCUGCACCCAUGUCUCCCACUGCCAAAUCUGUGGGCAGUCCAAGUGAGGCAGGGAGCCAAGACUCAGGAGACGGGACCACUGGACCACGGACUCUGCACUGGGACUGUGACCCGUCCACUGUUCUUCUUCACUCUGAGCUCGGACGUGGUCCUCUGAAGUUGGCCAUGACAAAGAUGACCCAUGUGGAUUUCCCGCCAAAAGAGGUGGUGUCCUACACCAAAGAGACACAGACGCCCACCAUGACCGAGCAGAAGGACGAGGAAGAUGAAGAGGAAGAGACUCCAGCAGCACAGCCAGAAGCUGAGACCGAGAAGGAGAAACCAGAGGAGAAACAAGUGGAGGAAGCGCUGCCUCAUGAGCUGACAGAGGAGGAGAAGUUACAGAUUCUGCACUCGGAGGAGUUCAUGGACUUUUUCGAUCACAGCACACGCAUCGUGGAGCGCGCUCUGUCCGAACACGUGGAUGUUUUCUUCGACUACAGCGGCCGAGACAUGGAGGAGAAGGAGGGUGAGAUGCAGGCUGGGACUAAACUGUCUCUGAAUAGGAAGUUUGUUGAUGAUCGCUGGUCCAAACAGCGAGUGGUGACCUGCCUGGAUUGGUCCCCACAGUAUCCAGAGUUGCUGGUUGCCUCUUACAACAACAACGAGGAAGCUCCGCAUGAGCCUGACGGAGUGGCUUUGGUCUGGAACAUGAAGUACAAGAAGGCCACACCGGAAUAUGUCUUCCACUGUCAGUCUGCAGUCAUGUCUGCAGCAUUUGCAAAGUUCCAUCCUAAUCUGGUUGUCGGUGGCACUUACUCAGGACAGAUCGUCCUGUGGGACAACAGAAGCAACAGACGCACUCCUGUCCAGAGGACGCCUCUGUCCGCUGCUGCACACACGCACCCCGUGUACUGUGUGAAUGUGGUUGGCACCCAGAACGCUCAUAACCUCAUCAGCAUCUCUACUGAUGGAAAGAUGUGCUCCUGGAGUCUGGACAUGCUGUCUCAACCACAGGACAGUAUGGAGCUGGUGUUUAAGCAGUCUAAAUCGGUUGCAGUCACCUCCAUGUCCUUUCCUCUGGGGGACGUUAAUAACUUUGUGGUGGGAAGUGAGGAUGGAUCCGUGUACACAGCCAGUCGACACGGCAGUCGUGCAGGGAUCAGUGAGAUGUUUGAGGGUCAUCAUGGUCCAAUCACAGGCAUCCACUGUCACACAGCGGCUGGACCAGUGGAUUUCUCCCAUCUCUUCCUCACCGCCUCAUUUGAUUGGACGGUGAAACUCUGGAGCAACAAGAAUAAUAAGCCGCUGUACUCGUUCGAGGAUAACUCAGAUUAUGUGUAUGAUGUGAUGUGGUCUCCGGUGCAUCCGGCUCUCUUCGCAUGUGUGGACGGACUGGGACGCGUCGACCUGUGGAACCUCAACAAUGACACAGAGGUGCCCACCGCCAGCGUGGCUGUAGAUGGCAGUCCAGCUCUGAACAGACUGCGCUGGUCUCAGUCGGGCCGAGAGAUCGCAGUGGGCGACUCUGAGGGACAGAUCCACAUUUACGACGUCGGCGAGCAAAUCGCAGUCCCACGAAACGACGAAUGGACCCGCUUUGUGCGGACGCUGGUGGAGAUCAACGAGAACCGUGAUGAUGCGGAGGAGCUGGCCGCACAACGCCUCGCCGCUUGAUCAGAAAGCUGUAAUCAUCUCUCUCUUUUUGGAAAUGAAAUGAUUUGUAUGUGCAAACCUUUGAUUCUGCCUUCUGUUUGGAAUCAAAAUACGAAGCAUUGACCGUAGGUGCGAUUCAAAGCACACCAGAGCAGAAGGCCUCGCAGACCAGAAGCCUUAACAUUUGCAUGCAAAAAAAACAAAACAAAAACACACAAUGAAUGUUUCAGUUUCUAUCCAGGUAACGCUGAGCACAAUGAUCUCUCAGCUUAAUAUGCACAGCCAAAUAUGAACCAUACACACUCAUUAAACCUGCGUCUCACUCAUAGUUCAUCCACAAAAUUGAUAAAGAAAACAGUUUACAAUCCUAAAUGUGCACAGAUUUGAGUAUUAAGGAUUUUGCAUUACAGCUUUUUGUUGUUGUAAUACAGUACAUAUUAACAUACUUAAAGGGUUAGUUCACACAAAAACUCCAAUUUACUCCAUUUAUUCAUCCUCGUUCACCGAAAAAUGAAGUUUACUUAACAUUUACUCACCCUCAAGUGGUUUUUAGACAUUUACAAGUCUCUUGUUGAACCAAAAAGCAGUCAUUGGCGUUCAUAGUAGGAACAAAAACAUACAAUAGAAGUCAAUUUUUGAUUAAUUUACUCCAUUUACUUAUCUUCAAGUGGUUCCAAACCUUAAUGAGUUCUUUAUUCUGUUGAACACAAAAGAAGAUAUUUUGAAGAAUGUUCGAAACUGGUAACCAUUGACUUGCAUAGUCGGAAACACAACCACUCGUUACAAGUUUCCAAUGUUUUUUCGAAAUUACUUUUGUGUUUAACAGAAUAGGACACUCUGACAGGUUUGGGACAAGUAAUAAGUGAGUAAAUGAUAACAGAAUUUCCAGUUUUGUGUGAACUAUCCCUUUAAAUGGUAGACCUCACGUAGAAACGGUCAAAUUAUAGGCUUUUCUAUCAAAUGUAGAUGCUUUCCUUUGAUUUUGCGAUCGAAACAUGUUUAAAAUGAUCCUUUUUUGUCAGAUUCACCCACACAUUUCUACUCUUUUGAGAAUACUAAAGAUCUACCUCUUUUAGAUCUUGCCUAGCGGGACACACUCAGCAUUAUGAACUGAGUUUGGUGGAGAUUUCUGCUGUCUAGCUGUGGACCAAAUGCUGGAGUAAUUUGUAACUUUCAACUGUUUGUUCUUAUGUGGCUCUUGCGCUUUUGUUUUGUUAAUAAUCCACCUCAGCAGAGGCACAAUCACGUAUUUAUGAUACAUAUCGAUAUACUGGAUUGAUUUUCCAACUGUUUCAAAUGGAUACUUCACCUAAAAAUGAAAUUCACUCAACAUUUACUCACCCUCAAGUGGUUUUUAGACAUUAACGUACCUCUUGUUGAACCAAACUGCAGCCAUUGACGUUCAUAGUAGGAACAAAAACAUACAAUGGAAGUCAGUUGCUACCAAUUAUGACAGCAUUUAGAUUUUUGGGUGAACUAUCCCUUUAAAGUAUCUUAUUUGGAGAUCAAUGUCUUCCGUUUUUGUGUUUCGCACCACUUUGAAACUAAAAUGGUAACUUAUGCAGGGCCUCUGUGAAUGUCUUUGUAUUUUUCUAAGCCAACCCUUUGGUGAAUCUGCUCUGAUUUACCUCCAUCAGUUUGAAGUCAUCAGUCUUUCCUGUAGUAUUUGCGAUGAGAAGGUAGGUUUGUGAGGAUUUCUGGAUGUUGCUCCUAACAGUGUUCCUCAUGUUUAAAUGAAUGUCCAAUAAAUUCAAAGCCAUUUAAACUGA
Molecule: messenger RNA, 3740 nt
Organism: Danio rerio (zebrafish)
Lineage: Eukaryota; Metazoa; Chordata; Actinopteri; Cypriniformes; Danionidae
Source: RefSeq, a predicted model, not a curated record